This is a messenger RNA of Zonotrichia albicollis (white-throated sparrow), 4019 nucleotides long. RefSeq names its product angiotensin II receptor type 1 (gene AGTR1). Gene Ontology annotation, molecular function: C-C chemokine receptor activity; angiotensin type II receptor activity; C-C chemokine binding. NCBI's taxonomy places the organism in Eukaryota, Metazoa, Chordata, Aves, Passeriformes, Passerellidae. Gene Ontology annotation, biological process: regulation of vasoconstriction; G protein-coupled receptor signaling pathway; neutrophil chemotaxis. The record is from RefSeq and is a predicted model, not a curated record. Gene Ontology annotation, cellular component: external side of plasma membrane; membrane.
CGGCGAGGAGCGCGCCCGGAGCCCAGCCCAGCCCAGCCAAACUGAGCCCAGCCCGGAGCGCUCCCGGUGCCGCCGGGGCUCAGCCCGCCCGCCCGGAGCCAGGCACAGGGAACGGGUAAUAACCGAAGAUGCCUCACAGCAGGAAAGUGGGAUCAGAUUGGCAGUGCAGCAGUGAGUGGCAUGAUUGAAGACAAGAUAAAAAGCAGGCUACAGCAAAAGGUGUGAGCUUCAUCUUUUUUCCCUGAAACUAGGUUACAGCUGAGAAGUUGAAAAUGAUCCCAAAUUACUCUACUGAAGAAACUGUUAAAAGAAUCCACGUGGACUGUCCUGUUUCAGGACGGCACAGCUACAUCUACAUUAUGGUUCCAACCGUUUACAGCAUCAUCUUUAUCAUAGGCAUAUUUGGGAACAGCCUGGUCGUCAUUGUCAUUUACUGCUACAUGAAAUUAAAAACCGUAGCCAGCAUCUUUCUGCUCAACCUGGCCCUGGCUGACUUGUGCUUUCUGAUAACUCUGCCCCUCUGGGCAGCCUACACGGCCAUGGAGUACCAGUGGCCUUUUGGCAACUGUUUGUGCAAGCUGGCCUCGGCGGGGAUCAGCUUCAACCUGUACGCCAGCGUGUUCCUGCUGACGUGCCUGAGCAUCGACCGCUACCUGGCCAUCGUGCACCCGGUGCAGUCGCGCAUCCGCCGCACGGUGUCCGUGGCCCGCGGCACCUGCGUGGCCAUCUGGCUGCUGGCCGGCGUGGCCAGCCUGCCCGUCAUCAUCCACCGCAACAUCUUCUUCGCCGAGAACCUCAACAUGACGGUCUGCGGCUUCCGCUACGAGAGCAACAACACCACGCUCCGCGUCGGGCUGGGCUUAUCCAAAAAUCUGCUGGGCUUUUUAGUUCCUUUCCUGAUCAUCUUAACAAGCUACACCUUAAUUUGGAAAACACUGAAGAAGGCAUAUCAAAUUCAAAAAAAUAAGACUAGAAAUGAUGAUAUCUUCAAGAUGAUUGUAGCAAUUGUGUUUUUCUUUUUCUUUUCCUGGAUUCCUCAUCAAGUGUUCACUUUUCUGGAUGUGUUGAUUCAAUUACAUGUAAUAACAGAUUGCAAAAUCACUGAUAUAGUGGAUACAGCUAUGCCCUUCACCAUUUGUAUCGCUUACUUUAACAACUGUCUGAAUCCCUUUUUUUAUGUGUUUUUUGGAAAAAACUUUAAAAAAUACUUCCUUCAGCUAAUUAAAUACAUCCCACCAAAUGUCAGCACACAUCCAAGCCUCACAACCAAAAUGAGCUCCCUCUCCUAUCGGCCACCAGAAAAUAUCCGCUUGCACACCAAAAAGACUGCUGGGCCUUUCGACACCGAUUGAGGCAUUUCACAAAGUUCUCCUUUGGAACAGCCUUGUAUGUGAAGCACCAAGAACAACGAGAUUCAUCUGCGGUCCUGAACAUCACAGCUCCUUACAGCAACACUGGAUCACCUCAGAGAAAUCAUACUGUAAAGAGUCAGCAGUGGCCUUACAGCUUCCGUUGCAAAGAGGACUGCUUCGUUUUCAUUUCACUUUACUGAAAGCAGCCCAAGCGUUGGACAGGUGUGUCACAGUUCCUGCCACAUCCCACUGUUUGCUUGGAACUACGAAAGAAGGGGAGGGAAAACUCCUAACUUAAGUUCACAGGUGUUUCAAAAGGAAGCACUUGUAUAAAUAACAUUAAAUGCAAAGAACCUGACUUGCAUAUAUGUGAGCUAUUCUGUUGAAGAAGUGGAGCUUUUUUCUUGUUUUGUUGGUUUAUUUUUAAUUACAUAAAUGUCCUAUAAUCAUAUUUAUAAUAUAUUUUCAAAUAUAUGCUAUAUAUAGAGGCCCAAUUUUAAACUCAAAUGGAAAUUUAAGGUCCUUGAAAUUGGUCUUAUUCUGAUUUAUGCUACUAUUUUUAAUGGCAAUUUUUUCAUAAUAAUAUAUGCAAUAAAAUGCAGAUUUAUUUAUUAAAUAUAGAAUAUAUUUUUAGAUUUAUAUUCCUACUCAUACAUUUCAAACAUUGCUUCAGAAAUGUACAUUUAUAUGUCAGUGGGUAUUUUUGUAGUAGUUAACAAAAUAACUAUGUAUGUGCACAGAAAUGGGGCUCACUCAGCCUUUCCUCAUAAUAAGCCACCUUUACUUUGAAGAACUUUAUAUACAGAGGGAGUUGACUCCAUACUCUGUAUGACUAAAAUUUAAAAAUUUCAAAUUCCUGCACAUUUAGUAAACUCAUAUACUGAUAAGCAAAAAUAUGACAAUGCUUAUGCAUCAGUUUAUCUAAUAAUACUUUUGGUCCCAUCACAAAACAUCCGAGAUCAAACUUUACUCUUGGUUUUUAUGGAAUUUCUCUCUAUUUAUUUAAAAUUAUGCCCAGAGUAUUUUCUCCCAUACAUUAUUUAUUUAUAUGGAACAAAUUCAGAUUUAUACUAGCAUAAAUCAGAACUAAAGUCUGGCUCAAAUUCUUAGUACAAAUCAAGAGGAAAGGAGACAAGCACUGUGGGAAGUUUCCGUCAACGAUAUCCUCAUAUGUGUCCUUUUUACCUCAAAUAAUGAGCUUCAGAUAAUAUUUAUGCUUGAUUCACACCCAUUUAUUGUCUUCAAAGAUAAAGGAAUUCAUAAGUACUUUUUGACAUUACAAAACUUUAAAAAAUCCAAAACUUUGCAUAUAUCAUCUAAAAAAUUACAUGCCCCUUGAGGAUUUACGGUAUUUAUUAUCUUCAAAAUCAUACAUAUAAUGUGGCUUUGUCUCAAGUAGCGAGAGGUUGGAUUAUCCAUAUUUUCUGAUUAUCAAAAUCAAAACAACAAAACAGUUACUCCUGUAGUUUAAUACUUUUUAAGGAAAAAAUGGGACUACAGCCAGGUCUAGAAAUCUUCCUACUCCUUCAUUCACCUAUACUAAGGGACUUUUUUUCAGUUUUGCCUUUGUUCAUCCAGCUGCAAAAAUGGGAACAAUGCAUCUACUCAUACAUUGCAAGGCACUCUGAUGAGUCACAACUUUUAAAGCUGUUUGAUAAAAACCUCUCCUUCAUUAAAACUUUAAGUUAAUUUAAUUGCAAGCCAGCAUCUUGACAUUUGAAGCCUGAACGUCAUUUAACUAUGGCAUUUAAAGACAUCUUUAAAUUGUUAUACUGAAUACUUUCUAUUUAGCUCAUAUCCUUACAUGUGAGACAGCCAUUUGCUUAAAUUGGCAAUAACCUCAUGCAUUAUCAAUAGCACCCAGAAGAGGACUGGUGCCCCAGCCCUCUCUAAGCUGACAAAAGGCUGGCAGAGAUUCCCAUUUAUCUGUAUUUUGUUCAUGGACACACACGCACAUGCUGAGCAGCAUCAGGAGCUUCCCUUGGCAGAAGCAUCUCUGUCCAGCCAUAAUUCUGCAUGCUGUGCUUGCCACCUGCUGGAUGCAGCCACAAAUUUGCUUGACAUUUCAAAUUUGUUACAGGAAGAAACAGCAACACUUCCCUGCCACCUGUAGGAUCUGAAGAUCCUCGUUUGUGGCAAAACUACUUUAUAAAUAAAACACAAACUUGUCCAUCUGGGAGGCCAGUAAUUUCCUUGACAGAGUCUAAGCAAGCAUUUUCUCAUCACCUGCUCAUCCCUUUGGUCACUGAAACCCAGUGUCCCCAGUGACCACAACAGGGAGCUCAUUUCAAAACAUUGAUUGCAUUACUACAAGAGCCAUCUCAAAGAGAAGAUGUAAAAAUCAAAGCCAUUGGUUACUCAUCUUGAUAAGUUCAUGCCAGAUCCUGCAGUUUUAAGAGGCUGUGUAUCCUAAGCUACUGGUGCCACCUGCAUCUGCCUGUGCCAUGUGAAGGAGCAGGAGCAUGCACAUUCAGCUGUGUUACUGGAGGAAAGGUACGAAGGGAUUGCACCUGGUGUGCACUGAGGGCAACACAGACCUUGAAUUGAUAGGCAAAGAAAGUGGAGGGGAAAUCUUUCGUAAAUAAAGCAGGGAAAUUUUUGUUCUCCUAAGCAGUAAGGAAACAAUCAUCAGCUGCCAAAUAUGCUAGCACUUUAAAAGAAAAAAAA